UUCACGCACGUGCCGCCACUCGUGAUUCAGUCUCUCUCUCUCCCUCUCCCUCUCCGUCGAAAAUCUUAUUCCUGCGUAUUAUAUUCAUUUCUUCGCUGUUCCUCACACUCUCCCCAACUAGAGUGAAGCACUCUUUCGCUGUUGCUCCACUCUAGAGAGAGAAACACUUCUUACACUCUCUCUCUCUCUCUCUCUAACAUGGCCGACGAACCAAUGCCCACGCGCUGGUCUUUCCAGGACUUUAAAGUGUAUUAUGAUGCCAAGUUUGGUAGGAAGAAGGCCUUGGAGAAUGGCGAGACUGGUGAUAAAGCGGUCAGUAAUGGAACUUCGUUAUCCAAUGGCAAUCUGCAUGCCAAGAGACCAUCGGAAAUGGCUGUUUAUGAGCAGUUUCAAAGCGAGGGGCAGAAUCAGACUCACACAAAUGGUUUUUCGCCGGCCAAUAUGGAUGAAAAGCCGCAGAAGUCUUUGCUUCCACCUUUUGAAUCUGCAGAUAUGCGAACUUUAGCAGAGAGCUUAAGUAGGGAUAUCAUUCGUGGAAGUCCAGAUGUGAAGUGGGAAAGCAUCAAGGGGUUAGAGAAUGCUAAACGGUUACUGAAAGAGGCUGUUGUAAUGCCAAUUAAGUAUCCCAAGUACUUCACUGGUCUGUUAUCCCCAUGGAAGGGCAUCCUCCUUUUUGGCCCACCGGGGACAGGAAAGACAAUGCUUGCAAAGGCAGUUGCGACAGAGUGCAAGACUACUUUUUUUAACAUUUCAGCAUCUUCGGUAGUCAGCAAGUGGCGAGGUGAUUCAGAGAAGUUAGUGAAAGUGUUAUUUGAACUUGCUAGGCAUCAUGCACCCUCAACAAUAUUUCUUGAUGAAAUUGAUGCGAUCAUUAGUCAACGUGGUGAAGCUCGCAGCGAACAUGAAGCAAGUAGACGUUUGAAAACUGAACUUCUCAUUCAGAUGGAUGGUUUGACACGGUCAGAUGAAUUGGUUUUUGUUUUAGCGGCAACCAAUCUUCCCUGGGAAUUGGAUGCAGCUAUGCUCCGACGUCUUGAGAAGCGAAUCCUUGUACCACUUCCAGAACCAGUAGCGAGAAGAGCGAUGUUUGAGGAACUCCUUCCUCCACAGCCUGACAACGAACCGAUUCCGUAUGAUUUAUUGGUGGAACAGACAGAAGGAUUUUCGGGGUCAGAUAUUCGGUUACUCUGUAAAGAGACAGCAAUGCAGCCCUUAAGACGCUUAAUGUCACAGCUUGAGCAGAGACAGGAGGAGGAGGUGGUUCCUGAUGAAGAGUUGCCAACAGUUGGGCCAAUCAGAUCUGAAGAUAUAGAGAUAGCUUUAAAAAACACAAGGCCGUCUGCACAUCUCCAUGCUCACAAAUAUGACAAGUUCAAUGCUGAUUAUGGUAGUCAAAUACUACAAUGAGAACUUUUAGUCAUUAUUGUUAGGGUCUCCACAAUUUGAUUGUCAUAAAAAAUGCUGUUGUACAACUAGGAAACGUAAAACAUUAUUUUGCUGUGAGUUUAUUUACAGCUUUUCUGAAGUGCAACUUUGCAUUUGGUCUUCUACAUUAUUGGUACCAGAUAUUUUUACAUAUCUAAAUGGUUGUGAUUAUAUUUUUAAAUCUCUCAUUAUUUGA
Cajanus cajan (pigeon pea) is the source of this 1621-nucleotide messenger RNA. RefSeq names its product P-loop containing nucleoside triphosphate hydrolases superfamily protein (gene CCP1). The record is from RefSeq and is a predicted model, not a curated record. Lineage: Eukaryota; Viridiplantae; Streptophyta; Magnoliopsida; Fabales; Fabaceae. Gene Ontology annotation, molecular function: ATP hydrolysis activity; ATP binding.